UUGUUUCCUUUGGAAAAGCAGUGAAACAUGGUUUUUGGGUGUGCAAUUAUAGUAAAAUAAUCGAUGACAGGGUAGUGUGAUGUGUCCUGACACAGUGCAGAGUUACUGUUACAACCAGUUACCAAAGUUGAUUAUUUAUAUCCAAUAACAGCAUGUCCUGAAGUGUUUUAUUCCUCUUCCACCACAGCAGUCUGCCAAUAAUUACAGUUUCAGCACUGUGGUACAAAUAAAAGUAUUAUGUUGUCAUUUGUACAUUUAUCUUUGUGACAAAGACCAGAUAAAGCAUAUUUCCAUUACAAAAGAUCAUUAUUAAUAAUAUGUUCAGCAAUAAAAGCUGAGAUGUUGCCUUGUUUUGUUUGACGAAUGCGUUAAAUAAGCAGCUGGCACGUAAGCAGUUACGUCAGUGUGUAGCGUUUCAUCGGCAGCUGCAUGUGUGGUUUGGAGCCUUUACCUGCAGCUAUGUUUAUGUUGAAGGCUGCCACGCCUCGGCUCCACAGCUAGUGUGAAAAUAAACAGUGCUGUAUAUUUCUCAGAGUUUCAAACUUAAAGGUUAUUAUCGGUGAAUUUCCAUGUUGUGUUCAAUAUUAAGUGUAUUGAGUUAAAUAGACUAUCGUCUGUAAGCUUGUUCAUUAGCCUACUUUACAGAUUAAUUCUAGAAAAUUAAGGUUAACAGCCAUAUUAGGGCUUGAGAUCAGUAUUCUUACUGCUGAACACUGCUGGUUAGUUCUGAAAGCAUUUGAUCAGGGCUGAAAAUCUGUAAACAAUUUAUUCAUUACCAGAGACCUUAGAGGCCUCAACAUAAAUGGAUUAAAACAGCAGUUUUGUAUUCUUGGCCAAUUUACUGAUAGCUUUCUUGCAUUUACUUUACAUUUCAGCUGUUUUAUAUCUGUGUUGGAUGUUUUUAGCAGGGGUUAAGUUUUUCUAUUUUAUAUCUGCAUAUAUUUUUCUGAUGCUUUCUCUCUCCCUCUCUUUAAAUAUCUCUCAUUUCCAUUCUCAAGGUGUCUGUCUUUUUGCUAGUUUCUGAUCUUUCUGUCUUCCUGAGUCUCUCUCUCUUUCUUUCUGUCUUUCUCUCUGUCUUCUUGAGUGUCUCUCUCUGAAACUCUCUUUCUGUAUAAUAUAUUAGAAAAAAGAAAAUGUUUUAAUGUAAUUUUUUUAAUGUUGCUUGGUGCCAGAACAAACACACCAUGAGGGAAAGCCAAGCGUGUGAUUUGUUGUCUCUGUGCUGGUACAGUUGCCAACCUGCAUAGGUGCUCUUGCAGAGCAAAACUCCUAGGCAACUGUGAGUACAGUCAGGAAUAGCAAAGGAAAAUUUACAAAAUCACACAACUGGAUUCAACAAAAGGGCACUGUGUAAGUUUUAUAGAAAGGAUUUCUAAAUGGACAACUUAAAGCACCAAAAGGAAAAACUGCAAGUUUGAGAGGGGAGGAGAAGACAACCAAGGUGACGGGUAGCGUGUUGGUGUAAAAAUUGUGUGAAUGUAAGGAAUUUUAUAACAAGUUGUAUAAAGAUUAGAUUUGUUAUUAAUAAUAAUGUUAGCAUUAUUAUGAGUUCACGCUGUUUAAUCUAGCUUAGACUUUUCUGCAACUAGCCUUUACUCUAAUCGUGACUAUGCGAUUGGAGACAAGUGAAUGUCCUAAAACUAUAAUACCACUUAUUCUUUUCCGAUACCGAUACUGAAACCUUUGAGUAUCUUGAUAUUGUUUUCUUUUAAAACUACUAAGCUUUAAUUUUUUUUAAGUGAAUCAUUUCACAGUUAAACCCUCUUCCACACAAAAAUCACUUGCAUUGUAAAUAUAAUAAAGUAUAAAGUAUACAUAUAAUACAAAUCAAUUCUAAGAAACCAAAAAACUGUGAUGUCUUUAUCUGUAAGUACCAAUUUCCAGUAUGAAAAACAUUUUUUUUCCCCCAAUCCAAUCUUUGCUAUUUGUUACAGGAUUUGAUAUCUGAUACGUUUUCUCCAAUAUCCAAACCACCAUUUUUUGCUGGAAUUGGCCCAGUACUAAGUAUCAGUUUGAUUACUGAUUAUUAAUGGUUAUUUUUCUGCACUGAAAUUUUGCCAUUGGUCCAUGUUGUUGUCCUUUUAAUUGCUCCUGUUAAGGGUCGCCACACUGGAUCCUUGGUCCUCCUGUUUGAUUUGGCAGAGGUUUUACGCCCAAUGCCCUUCCUGACGCAAUCCUCCCGGGCUUGGGACCGGCACUGAGAGUACACCCUCAGUGGCUGGGUUGGUUCUCUGCCCAGGAAUCGUACCGAGGCCACAGGGAUUAUGGCACACCUAAAAGGCAUCACCCUGAUUCUGAUCUGCAUCUGCAUUAUGCAGCACUUCCUACAGGCGAAUGCUCAGGCGAAGAAGGGAAGAGGAAGGCAAAAGCAGCACAACCUGUCUCCAAAGCCAACAAUACCUCUGCGUAAUCAUAAGAAGAGUGGCUCGAAAGAUGCAAAUGACGACGGCACGUUAGUCAAAGGCAGGAUUGAGAAUAAAGAUGGGACGCAGUGCACAUGGGCAGCCACAGAAAGCGGUGUUGAGGGUGAUGGUGCAUUUGUCUUGAGCAUCACCUGCAAAAACGGCACUGAAAAGAGUCUCCAGUGCGAGUACACAGCUAAACCCAGGUUGUGUCCUAAGUACACAUCCAGUGUUGAUGAAUUCUGGAAGCAGAUCAGCCGCUCGCUCAAGAAGCAGAAGAAGUUAUGCCGUGAUUCCAAAGCUCUGCUGAAGGCCAGAAUGUGCAGAAAAGCACCUAGGGAUGCACACUUUGCUCUCAAAACCACGCCAAAGGUCCAUCCGACACCUGAGAGGAAGAACAAGCCGUGCCCAAACCUUACUAAUAGACAAAAAUUGGCUGAAGAAUAUUGCAGCAGCUCCUGGUCUUCAGUCUGUACCUUCUUCUUUGCUAUGGUUGAGACUGAAGAUUGCUGAAUGAGACACGGCUAGACAUGGCUGCUACAUUUAUCUCUUAACACUACACGGUUGAAGUCAAAUCAGAACUUCGUUUUUUUUUUUAAAUGAGAUUGUCACUGUGUCUGAAACCCUACUCACAAUUUCCUACACUGAAGAAUUCAAAGAACUAUGCUAUAUAGCCAAAAGUAAGGGAACACCUGAGCAUCACACCCAUAUGUAGUUCUUCCCCAAACUGUUGCCACAAAUUUUGGAAGCACACAACUGUAUAGGAUGUCUUUGUAUGCUGUAGUAUUACAAUUCCCCUGCACUGGAACUAAGAGGCCCAAAUUUGUUCCAGCAAGACAGUGCCCCUGUACACAAAGGGGGGCUCCGUGAAGACAUGGUUUGCUAAGGUUGGAGUGGAAGAACUCAAGUGGCCUUCACAUAUCCCUGACCUCAACCCCACUGAACACCUUUGGGAUGAACUGGAAUGCUGACUGCACCCCAGGCCUCCUCGCCUGACAUCAGUACCUGACCUCACUAACGCUCUUGUGGCUGAAUGGACAAUGGGCGAGCCUUCCCAGAAGAAUGGAGAUUACUAUAUCAGUAAAAGAGGGACUAAAUCUGGAAUUGGAUGUUCAACAAGCACAUGUAGGUGUGACUGGUCAGAUGUCCUCAAACAUUUGGCCAUAUAGUGUAUGAAGCACACUAAUAACAAUGAUGUAAUUCAUGAUUCAAAAGAAAUUUUAUAAACUAUACAAACCAAUCAAUUUUAUGUGUCUGUAAACACAACCUACUCUCUAAACUGUGCAGUGUAUUAUGGAUUUUCUGAUUAACUUCACGUAUCGUAGUGUAAAGAUUUGCUGGCUCCCAAAGUUAGGGCACUGUAUAAUCAACAUGGGCUGAUUCUGGACACAAUUACAUUUUUAAAAUAUUUUUGGUCAUAUAAAUUAUUUUUUCUCUUGGUGUAGCUAGACAGGCUAGUUAUCUAAAAAAAAAAAUUCUAGCUAGCUAGCUAGGUACAAAGAAGCCAAAUUAAACCUGUAUUUAUCUGAUGUUUAUAAAAUAAUGAACCUGUUGCAGAUAGAAAGGCUAAAAGUUGAAGCUAAUUAGUUGGCUAGCAAAUAUUCUAGCUUUCUAGCUACUGAACUAAAAAGAGAUAGAGAGGUAGAGAGUAAAAAAGGCCAUCAUGUUAAAGUUCAGUGCUAAAUGGCCCUAGAAAAGGUAUUUUAUCCUUCAGGCGCUUAACUGGGUGUAGGACUCAGCGUGUUAAGACCAGACAUAAAGCUGAAAUGUAUCCUCCCUACUUAACUGUCAUAAAUCUGCUUAACCCUGAUCAGGCAGAUUUUGUCAUUUUGAUAUUGUAAUAUUUUUGGUUCGGCUCUGUAUACGCUUAAGAAAAAAGCAGCUCUUUAAAAAAGGUUAUAUUAAGGACCACUGAAAGUUCUUAUUUUUUAAAAAAAAUAAAUUUAGAUCCCUUGAGGCUUCUUUGGCUUUUCCCUCUGAGGGAAUUCUUUAAACUUUAAAUGUAAACAGUAAUGUUACUUUUCAAAUAAUCACAUGUUCAAUAACACUUUUUGUGUGUUAACAUGAUUAUAACACAUUUUGUGUUAAGUAUAAACUGCAAUCUUUGUCUCAUCCACACUUGAUAUUUGACCGUCUUUUACAAACACACACAUUUAGCACCGGAGUGUGUUUUGAAAUGAGAUAACCUUAAAGAGCGAGUGAAAUGUGAUUGCUUGGUUCAUGUCAUUAAUUCCUGUUCAGUAUACCUGUCCCAAAAUCGAAUGUCUUUAAAUUCACAUGAAUUUGGCUGCAUUGCUUUAAUCAGCUACACACACUAUGCGUACAAGCUUUGAUCGAGUCCAUUCAACUAUUUUUUUAUUCAUUCAAUAACCACACACAUGUUUCUAGAGGCACCAUAGUGAUAAGGUAUAAAAUAUCACAAAGCUCCCACGUCACAUGAUUCAACCACUUCCUUUUUAAAUCGGCUUUGUUGUGUUUUAUAGGUCACUCAUUGAAUCAAACCAAAAACCUUCAGACGCUCCCUGUUUAAUAAAACAGCAAGUCGUGUAGAUUAUAAUGGAGAAACAAAAUCUGAUAGCAGUGUGUGGAGGAUGCAUUCAUCUGACCAGCUUUCAUAUUUUACGUCAAAAGUUAUAUUCAUGAAAAGUGCGUAAAAGUAUCUUUUGCCAUGUCCACUGAUGAGCUUCAAACUAGAAAGUGGAAUUGAAUGUAAUGAACACAGAUGAGCUGAGUGAUACACACAGUGAAACGUCCUAGUGCGGUUAUAAUAAAUAUAAGCACUCUUGGAACACCACUCAACCAAUCAAAUUAGUGGACCUGAAAUAACUGUUGUAUAGCGUUAAAUAAAGGAUGUGUCCAAAACCCAGUUUUUUAAAAAUCUUUCUCAUACCAGCAUGAUUAAAAAUCAAACUGAAGACCUA
Pangasianodon hypophthalmus (striped catfish) is the source of this 5323-nucleotide messenger RNA. It is a transcript of the gene fgfbp1a, whose product is annotated as fibroblast growth factor binding protein 1a. The transcript has 2 exons. Gene Ontology annotation, molecular function: growth factor binding. The coding region runs from base 2265 to 2915 and encodes 216 amino acids. Gene Ontology annotation, biological process: cell-cell signaling. The record is from RefSeq and is a predicted model, not a curated record. Lineage: Eukaryota; Metazoa; Chordata; Actinopteri; Siluriformes; Pangasiidae.